AACAAAAUUCGAAUUAUUCAGAGAAGAGAGGAAGAAGAGAAAGAAAUAUGGCACCAUCGAAGGGCAAGAAGGAGAAAGCAAAGGCCAAACCCGUAGAGUCAGCAAAGUCCUCACCCUCCGCACAACCUAACGAUUUCCCUUCCUGUAUUCGCUCCAUCCCUCCCUCCUCUGUCGCCAUCACCAUCCACGCCAAGCCGGGCUCCAAAUCCUCCUCCAUCACAGAUUUGAGUGACGAGGCGGUGGGGGUGCAAAUAGACGCGCCGGCGAAGGACGGAGAAGCUAACGCCGCACUACUUGAUUUCAUUAGCUCGGUUUUAGGGGUGAAAAGAAGGCAAGUAUCGAUAGGUUGUGGUUCUAAAUCAAGAGACAAGGUAGUGAUUGUAGAGGAGGUAACUAUACAAAGUGUUUUCCAUGCUUUGGACAAAGUUUCGAAAUGCUAGUGUUGGAAAAAUGAGUGAAGGUGAUUGGUGAUUUCUGUCCAUGAACUUGUCCCUGAUGAGCUUUGCUAGUUACACCUGACCAAGCGAAGCUAGAUUUGCAGAUCACUUAUCUGUUGUCCAUUUUGAAUUAUUUCCAACUAGUUCUUAUGAAAAUCAGUAUGAUUUGUCAUAUGUUACCUGGUAAAGUGAAUUUUCUCGACCCAAGUUUUAAUUACAACAGCUAAAUGAAUUUUUCUUUGUACAUGUGUUUGUAAAUGAAUGAUUUUGACACUAUAAUUCAUGUUAUUGUUGCUCUUUUAUGAGA
Messenger RNA from Alnus glutinosa, 744 nucleotides. RefSeq lists its product as uncharacterized. The record is from RefSeq and is a predicted model, not a curated record. Bases 48 to 440 code for a protein of 130 amino acids. Lineage: Eukaryota; Viridiplantae; Streptophyta; Magnoliopsida; Fagales; Betulaceae. The transcript has 3 exons.